GGAAGGAGACCAAAUAUUCUGUGUUGAAAAUAAAAUACCAUCACUCCGACCAGUCAUGGUCAGGAACAUAUCCUUUUUAACUCCAUUUCUUUUUUUCUCCUUUUUCGUCGAUUCGCAUAAAAAAAUCUUCAUCAAUUUGCCCAAUUUUCAUUGGAUCUAGGGUUCUUUUCCAGUGAAUUUGAUGGAAAUAUUUUGUAGUAAAUAAUCAAAACUUCAAAUUUGGGGUGUCAGAAUAUAGUUAGAGAAGAUGAAGGAAUUGUUUGGGGGUCCAGGGAAAGUGAGUGGGUUGGUAUUGCGAAUGUGUCAGUUUUUAUUUGCUGCUUCUUCUAUGGUUGUAAUGGCUUCUUCUCAUGGUUUCGCCACUUAUACUGCUUUCUGCUAUUUAAUUGCAUCAAUGGGGCUGCAAGUAUUAUGGAGCUUCUCACUUGCCUGCUUGGAUAUCCAUGCCUUAAGAUUGAAAAGAGAUCUAAGGAAUUAUGUCUUUUUGAGCUUGCUUGUAAUCGGUGAUUGGGUGACAGGCAUUUUAUCACUUGCUGCUGCAUGCUCAUCAGCCGGUGUGGUAGUUUUGAUUGUUAAAGAUACAAAUAUGUGCAAAUCCAAUCCUAAGCUAUCCUGCCACAUGUUUCAAAUUUCAGUAGCUUUGGCUUUCCUCUCAUGGUUCUUCCUUGCCAUUUCUUCCUGCGUCAUGUUUUGGCUCGCGGCCUCUUGAUUAAAGGUCCCUUCUCCGCAUGCUACCACGUCUUCAUAUGGUGAUCGAUGUGAAUAUUAUUGACUUUGAGAACUUAUGUACAGGAAGUAGUAACUAUGUUUUUCCUUUAGUGGCUUGUUUUGAGGUUCCUCAUUUCUGGAAAUGAGCCUCCUCAUUAAAACCAUUUUUUUUGUUUAUGUAAUACAAAGUGUAUGCCAUGGGGAUUCAUGAAAUAAUGUCAUUUAAGACCCUCUAGGUUAUCUUUCAUUGCUUUUGACAUUUGAUUUUUGACAUCUUAAUUCAUAAACCAAUUCCCUUGCCUUGUUA
This is a messenger RNA of Solanum dulcamara, 1015 nucleotides long. RefSeq names its product CASP-like protein 5B1. The coding region runs from base 248 to 709 and encodes 153 amino acids. Gene Ontology annotation, cellular component: membrane. NCBI's taxonomy places the organism in Eukaryota, Viridiplantae, Streptophyta, Magnoliopsida, Solanales, Solanaceae. The transcript has 3 exons. The record is from RefSeq and is a predicted model, not a curated record.